UUAAUGUAGGUAUUUGUUGCCAAUAUUGAAUAUCUUGACCAAUGUUUAGACCGCAUCUAUUUGUUCAAUAUAUUUGCAAACUGCUGCAUUGCUGAUUAACCAGAUAUAUAAAUCGAAAAUGUCUCUACCAGCUAUAGAGUUUGUGUCUUCCAGAAAAGAUGAUUUUCAUCUUCGUUGUUAUUGCGUCUUUCACACUUCUCUUGUAUCUUCAUGUUACAAGGAAUUUCCAUUACUGGAAGAAAAGAAACGUUCCGUACCUGGAACCGACGGCGUUUUUCGGAAAUUUCUUUCCCGUUUGUUCACGAAAACAAAUGAUUGGAGACUUUUACAAAACAAUUUAUAACUCAAAACGAACAGAAUACGUGGGAUUUUAUACAUUUGACCAGCCGUGUAUUUUAAUUCGCGAUCCUGAAAUUAUAAAAAAUGUGAUGAUUAAGGACUUUCAUAAUUUUACCAACCAUGCUGUAACUUAUAGUAAAGAUGACAAAUUGAGUGCCAACAUGCUGUUCUUCACAGCAAACUCAAAAUGGAAAACGUUACGAAGGUACUUUAGUACUACUUAUUCCUCGGCCAAACUAAAAAACAUGUUUGGGACCAUUGCCGAAAGGUGCGAUGGUGUGAUCCGGCACGUGGAUGAAGUUAGUAAAAAUGAAAUUGACUGCCGUGACUUUGCAAUGAGAUAUGGGGUAGAUGCGAUAUCGGCGUGUGGGUUUGGUAUAAAGGCCGACGCCCUUCAGAAAGAAUCAGCAUUCUUUAAAAUGACCAAACAACUCUCAGAAAUGGCUACAAGCAUGGCUGCAUUUUUCGUUGCUCCAAUACUGGUGGAGGUCUUCAAGCUGAAGUUUUUUGAGUCUCAAGCGGCGCAUUACCUCAAAGAUAUUUUCGUCAGUAUUACAGAGAAACGAAAAAAAUGCGAAUACGUCCAAAGGGGCGAUCUGAUUGACGUUUUGCUCCAGUUAGAACAAGAUGGCCAUAGUGUUGAUGAAAAUUUAAUUGGAGGCGCGGCAAUGCAGUUCCUUUUCGCUGGGUUUGAAACGACAGGGACGACAAUUAGUUUUGCUCUCUAUGAGCUAGCCAUGAAUCGCUCCGUUCAAGAACGCUUAAGGGAGGAAAUACGGUCACUAUGCGGUGGCAAAAAUAAGAUUUCUUACGAAAUGAUAAGUCAAAUGGGGUACUUAGAUAUGGUAUUAAAAGAAACUCUCCGAAAAUAUCCGGCAUUGCCGUUCCUGGACCGUCGCAGUAAAGCAUCCUAUAAAGUGCCUGGAAGUGAUUUAGUCAUCGACAAAGGUGUAAACGUUUAUAUCUCUUCAAUCGGGUUGCAUUAUGAUGAAAACUAUUUUCCAAACCCGUAUAAAUUCGACCCAGAACGUUUCGCUAGCAAACAAAAUCCUUGGGUUUAUAUGCCCUUCGGGAAUGGACCCCGAAAGUGCAUAGGAAGCAGAUUUGCGGAAUUGACUGUGAAAACGAUUUUAGUUAAAUUGUUGCUGAACUUCAGAGUUAAGCCAAGCCCAGAAACUCCUUACCGCAUAACAUUCGAAAAGAAUGGCGUCCUACUGGCACCAGAAGGGCGUAAAUUAUAUUUGAAUUUUGAACGCAUACAUCCAAAAUGCACUUGAAUUAUUUAUUAAAAUAAAAUUUUAAUUCAUACUAGUUUAGUACCUUGCUUGCAAUCUAUUUAAGUGUUCUAAA
Molecule: messenger RNA, 1689 nt
Organism: Photinus pyralis (common eastern firefly)
Lineage: Eukaryota; Metazoa; Arthropoda; Insecta; Coleoptera; Lampyridae
Product: cytochrome P450 6j1-like
Exons: 5
Coding region: 159-1616 (485 amino acids)
Molecular function (GO): heme binding; iron ion binding; monooxygenase activity
Source: RefSeq, a predicted model, not a curated record